Messenger RNA from Naegleria gruberi, 962 nucleotides. RefSeq lists its product as uncharacterized. The record is from RefSeq and is a predicted model, not a curated record. Lineage: Eukaryota; Heterolobosea; Eutetramitea; Acrasida; Naegleriidae. The transcript has 2 exons. Bases 1 to 792 code for a protein of 263 amino acids.
AUGGAAGUCAAACGUAUGAAUUUUACAAAACUCGUCCGAACAACACUAUUAAAAGUAGCCAACAAGGACUCUGCUAAACACCAAGAAGGCUACAUGAAGAAUGUUAUUAAAUUUCAUGGAUUGAAGGCUCCGAUUGUUGAAAAAUGUUGGAAAGAUACUCUGAAAAGUAAUUUACAAACAAAUAUACCAGAAUUGAAGGAUCAGGUGGAUGUUAGUUAUGAAUUAAUAGCAAGUAAAUAUUUUGAAGAGAAAUCUAUUGGAAUCAAGAUAUUGGCAUCAAAUGUUAAAAACUUUGUACCAAAAAAGAAGAAGAAAUCAACUGAAGAUGAUGAAAUUGGAGUUAAUGGAUUAUAUGUUGUGAAUGGAAUUGAGGAGAAUUUAUUUGAUAAGGAACAUGUUUAUGAUUGGGCAACUUGUGAUACUAUUAGCUCAACUGUAAUUUGUGAGCUCAUUAAAAGAGAUUCAAGUUUGGCACAAGUUGUUCAAAAGUGGAAAGAUUCCGAUAAUUUGUGGAAACAACGAAGUGCUUGUGUUAGUUUUGUAAAGAUUGCCAAGCAUGGAGAAUAUAACGACUUGAUUAUUGAUAUUUGUAGUACAACAGUGAAGAAUAGCGAAAGAUUUGCACAACUUGGAACUGGAUGGGUGCUGAGAGAAUUGAGUUUAGCUGAUUUGGAUUUGGUAACUGAUUUUAUUAAGGAAAAUUAUUCACAUUUCAGUAGAGAAGGUCUUAGAUAUGCUGUCGAGAAAAUGUCAAAAGAUGACAAGGAAGAACUCAUGUCCUAUGAACCUUAAAUCAAAUAUUGUAAAUAUUUUAAAUGAUAUCCAUUCCAUUUAAUACAACUGUAAGAAUCACUACGCACAUUUCCUUCAAUUGUUCAAAUCCCUUAAUUUAUUUAACCUCAGAAAGGUUUAUUUCUAAAUUUGUAAUAUCAGAAAUAUAAACUCCACGAGUUAUUUUUGAU